Messenger RNA from Trypanosoma grayi, 1296 nucleotides. Its product is annotated as putative peptidase t. Gene Ontology annotation, molecular function: tripeptide aminopeptidase activity; zinc ion binding. Gene Ontology annotation, biological process: peptide metabolic process. The record is from RefSeq and is a predicted model, not a curated record. Lineage: Eukaryota; Euglenozoa; Kinetoplastea; Trypanosomatida; Trypanosomatidae. Bases 1 to 1296 code for a protein of 431 amino acids. The transcript has a single exon.
AUGCCCGGCAAGAGCGUUGAGCAGCGGCUCGUGGAGCGUUUCAUGCGGUACUCCGCCAUCAGCAGCCAGAGCAACGCGGCCAAUAUCGGCAAGUGCCUGCCAACGUCGCCGGGCCAGCAGGAACUCGCGGAGCUCCUCGCCGGGGAGCUGCGAGCGGCCGGCCUCGAGGACGUUGUCUGCGACGCCCACGCGACGGUGACGGCGGUGAGGCGCGGCAGCAAGAAGGACUGCCCGACGAUUGGCUUCAUCGUGCACCUCGACACCGUCGACGUCGGCCUCAGCCCUGUGGUGAAGGCGCAGAAGCUGCGCUACGACGGCGGUGACGUGUGCCUCAACAAGGAGCAGGACAUUUGGCUGCGUGCCGCCGAGCACCCGGAGGUCGUGCGCUAUGCCGGACAGGAGGUGCUGUUCAGCGACGGCACGAGUGUGCUCGGCGCUGACGACAAGGCGGCGAUCGCGAAUGUGAUGGAGAUGAUCACAAGCCUGCGCCCGGAGGAUGAGCACGGCGACAUCGUCAUCUGCUGCGUGCCGGACGAGGAGAUCGGCCUCCUUGGCGCCAAGAACCUCGACCUCAAGGCCCGCUUCAACGUUGACUUCGCCUACACGAUCGACUGCUGCGAGCUGGGCGAAGUGGUGUACGAGAACUUCAACGCCGCGGUCGGGCGCAUCACGUUCACCGGCGUCCCCGCGCACCCCAUGUCGGCGAAGGGCGUGCUGGUCAACCCGCUGCUGAUGGCCGUCGACUACAUGGCGCGCUUCAGCCGCGACGAGACACCGGAGCGCACCGCCGGCAAGGAGGGCUACCACUGGUUCUCUGAGAUCCACGCCGGCCAGAGCGAGGCGGUACUCAGCGUGAUGGUGCGGGAGUUCGACGAGGCGAAGUUCGAGGAGCGUAAGCAGAAGCUGCACGCGGCAGCCGAAGAGAUCCGGCAGCUGUACCCCACCGGCCAGGUGGAGGUGUCCGUGAUGGAGCUGUACCGCAACAUCGCUGACUCCAUUGGCAACGACCGCACGGCGGUGGACGUUCUCUUCGAGGCGCUGAGCAGCGUCGGCGUCGAGCCGAAGGUGAUGGCGAUGCGUGGCGGCACCGACGGCGCGGUGCUCUCUGCGAAGGGCAUCGUGACGCCGAACUACUUCACCGGCGCGCACAACUUCCACUCAAAGUUCGAGUUCCUGCCGAUCCCGUCUUUUGUCAAGUCGUACGAGGUGACGCGGCAGAUCGUCGCUAUCGCCGCCAAGCGACAGAAGCGGCUCAGGNCCUGCCGAUCCCGUCUUUUGUCAAGUCGUACGAGGUGA